Molecule: messenger RNA, 1811 nt
Organism: Porites lobata
Lineage: Eukaryota; Metazoa; Cnidaria; Anthozoa; Scleractinia; Poritidae
Source: the annotation of a GenBank genome assembly
AUGGAAGAAAUCAUGUCUGGUACAGAAAGUGAACGGACCGCCGAAGACAGUCAAGAGGAGUUUGAAAGCAUAGAAGUUGAGGCCACCGAGUUUGGCGAAAAUCGAGCAAGUGGUAUCACUGUAAGCACGAACGCAGAUGAUUCUUUAGAACCAUACGCUGACGAGCCGCUGGCUGAUGAAGCAUGGUUAGCCAAUUAUAGGAAAAUACAAGAAGAGAAAAGUGAACUAGAGGAGGAUUUAAUCAAACGGCUGGAGAACAGAGUGCGAGUUAGUUACUGGUAAGUUCGCUAUCUUUACCAACAUUCCAACAAACCUAAAUCCAAUCCUGAAACAACUGUCAACGAAUUAUUUCUCUUUCGCAGGUGUUCUUGUGGGAACUGUAGCCUAAAUCAUCUUAGAAAUAUCAGCGAGUGCUACUGCUGUAAAGAGCUCGAAGGCUGCUGUGAAGCACUGGAGAGUGAUAUUGUUGUAGAAGACUUGGAAGAAGGAGAUGUGUUAAAAUGCAUAACAGAACACCCUGGCUUUAGACCUGUUUGUCUGGAAAAAUGGAGCUUGCGACUUGCCAGUGGAAAAUACCGUAAAAAGGACAAGGGGUAUUACAAAAAGGUGGCAUCGGAGGAAAGGUGAGAUAAUAACACAUAGUUUUUUUUUUUGUAAUUUGCAUAACAUGUACAUGUCAGUUAUCAAAACUGUCCAUGUUGCCGUAGUUACAGAUCACACUGCUAGGUCCAGGAAAUUUUGGUUUUUCCUUAAAAGUUUAGUUUCAGUACAAUGCUUCAUAAACUUAACUAGAAAUAUGCUAAUCGCAGAACCUCGCAAGGCAGAUAGUAAUGGUCAAAAAUGGGAAGAAAGGGAAAAGAAUAGGGUAAUGAAAACACUGAAAAAAGGAAUAGUGAAAUUGAACCACAAUGUAGAUAUUAUCUGUAGUGUUUGAGGAUGAUUUAUUUAUUUACUUGUUUCUUUUGUAGAUAUCUGCGAUCAAUUGCCUAUCGGGAAUUUUCAAGGCUGGUAUAUGGAUUCAUGGGCAAAAAAAGAAUACCUCUGCCAUCAUGUGCAUAUAAUGCCAUGAUCCGCACUGCAUUUGCUCUACAGGAGGAUGAAACCUUUACUGGUUUUGAACUGGAGGAUGAUUAAAGUGGAAAAAACUAGCCACAGAUAGUUUUGAUUUUACACAAUUUUUCCAGAGUCAUGGGAAUUAAAUUUUUGAUAAUAUCUCUGGCCUCAUUCUAAGCAUAAAAGGUCUCCUGCAUAAUUAUGUCACUUUGCCCAGCAAGUAUCAUUGACAGAAUGUCAGAAUUAAAUACAGUAAAGUUCAAUUUCUGAGAACAUUUGCUCUUUUUCUUUCAUGUCAAACUGAAUUUUCACACCAUUUUAAAACAGUAUAGUCCAAAUACCUUGCAACAUUUUUCAUUGUUAACUCAUAUCAAAACAGUAGUUUUAUGUGUAAUGUAUUAUUAUCCUCUGUCACAAUGCCUUGGUAUUUUUAGAAUAAGGGCAGAGACUUUGGUUAAAUCCUUUUUCUGUCCAAACAAGAUGGUUUUGUUCCGCCUUUGUUCCUUAAAAUGUUUUCAAAGUAAUAAAUAAUCUCUUUAUAAUCGUAAAUUAUCCAAAACAUGUCAAUAGACACUGCCCACCUAGACUAGCCUUUGCUAUUUGUGGGCAGUGAGAAAAUAAAACUGUAAAUAUCUGAAUAAUCACAUUACAGUUUAAGAUAGGUUGGUGAUAGUGUUUUUGUACUACCAGGAAAUCUCUUUUACACAUGUAUUUACUUAAGUAGAAAAAUUGGGUACAAACAUGAUAUUGUUUUGCCG